Aspergillus versicolor CBS 583.65 is the source of this 1917-nucleotide messenger RNA. RefSeq names its product fungal specific transcription factor domain-containing protein. Gene Ontology annotation, biological process: regulation of transcription by RNA polymerase II; DNA-templated transcription. The transcript has 3 exons. Bases 1 to 1917 code for a protein of 638 amino acids. Gene Ontology annotation, molecular function: zinc ion binding; RNA polymerase II cis-regulatory region sequence-specific DNA binding; DNA-binding transcription factor activity, RNA polymerase II-specific. Lineage: Eukaryota; Fungi; Ascomycota; Eurotiomycetes; Eurotiales; Aspergillaceae. Gene Ontology annotation, cellular component: chromatin. The record is from RefSeq and is a predicted model, not a curated record.
AUGGAGCCGCAGAUACCCUCGGGUCUCCACGACCCAAUGUGCAUACCCGGCAGCGAGGGAGACAUGACCAACAUCACAACUACCAAUUAUGACUUUCCCUGGAUGCUGGAAUAUACCAACAUUUUCCAAGAUGAUCCUGCGAGCGACCAGUCGGUUCUCGGUUUAGCAGCCCAAUUCCCAUUUUCAUCACUUGGGUCAGUCCAUACGCCAGGAGACGAGCAUACCUUAAAUCCUGACGGCCUAAUGUCUUCUAACCGACAAUUAAAUGACACCCGAGCAUCAGUCAUGGACGCCACGGAGGAAGAUAUCAUCACAGCCGAGAAUUUCUGCCAUGUCAGAGUUACCUUAGAAAGGCCGUACCAGGCCAUUACUGAGUGCUACAAGCGGCAGGUGGACGUCCGUUUCAAGGAAACCCCGUUUCCCAGCCAACAAGCAUUCAAUUCCUUCAUACAGUUGUACUACGAGUACUUCGACUGUCAGCUGAGUUUCAUCCACCCAUCUGUACUGGAAACGCAGGACCCGCCAUGGCUUCUCGUCCUAGCUGUCGCAUCUGUUGGCAGCCAGUAUACCCAGCUACCCGAAAAGGAACAGUACUGUGCUUUGCUAACUGAGCUCCUGCGACUAUCGCUGCCUCUUGAUAGUGUCAAAGCGCAGAAUCUUGAUCCUUUACUGCUGGCACAGUGCUCGUUGCUUGCCAUCGUCAAUUUCAUGUUUACCGGCUUCAAAGAGAACGUGAUCAACUUGCAAGUCCAACGAGCAUGGCUUGCCACUUUAGCACGGCCGUUUCUUACAUCCUCCAAGCCCGAGGGCUCAUUCCUAUGCCAGGAAAUCAACGAUUGUACGACAGGGGACCACUGGGAGCUAUGGCUUCGUUGCGAGACGGAAAGGAGACUCGCAUACUGCUACCUAGUGGUCGACAGCUUUUGCUUCAUUUUCAUGGGGAUGCCAGUGACCAUCACUGUCCAGGAUUGUCAGCAGAUACUCCCCUCUGCGGACGCCCUAUGGAGAGCACGUAAUAGCGAUGGGUGGAGGACCAUCUCGUCAACAAUAGACGCACGGACAGGGCACAGCCUCAGGGACCUCUUCAUUGGCUCCACAGCACCUGCAUCGCAAGUAUCUGACUUCGCCAAACUUUGUCAACACUUGAUGCUCUUUGUCGAGGAGCGGCAAGUGAUAGCAGCACGCCAGUCGUGGCUUCUCAAUGAUUUUCGAGGCGACCAAGACGAUAAUCCAUGGCCUCAUCAGCCACUGCACAGUAGCCUGGACUGGAGAUACCAGAUGCUGAUACCGACACGGUCAUCAACCUCAUCGUCGACAAAGGGAGUCUCAGACAUGAGAGACACAUUCUUCCAUCUCCUAUUUAUCUUACGACAUAUACCGAGGGACACCCUAUAUCGGUACUCCGGGUGGUACGCAUCCAAAGACGAUGUCUCGAGCGCACAGUCAUAUCUCCACACCUGGCUCCACCACAAUCCAGCGCUCGCUCGAGAAUGUGUAGCGCACGCAGGCGCCCUCAUUGGAAAGAUUCGACUGGCGCCUACUCUAUCGUGCUAUGACCCGUUCUGUCUGCUGAUAUCAGUCUUGUUUGUAUGGGCCUAUGAACGGCUGAAGCCGGAACAACAAGAGUGCGGGGGCACCAGCGGCACUGCAGUCGUUUUCAAGAUUGAUCAACCUGACCAAGACGAGAGCAUAAGAGAGCAAUGGAUCCACGGCGCUCCGGGCGUGGUGCUACACAUCACUGGCGUUGGUUUGUUGUCUAGCACGGGAGGCACGAGGCGCCUGCUGCAAGAGUACAUGCGUAUCAUCAGGGCAGGUAUUGGAUGGCCUACGCUGCGCAGGGGCUUGAUAGGUACUGUGAGACAGACUGCUAGUGGUGUCGCCCCCAUAAAGACGUCCCCGCCUCCGGAUGAAGCGUAG